Eruca vesicaria subsp. sativa (arugula) is the source of this 183-nucleotide messenger RNA. The record is from the annotation of a GenBank genome assembly. NCBI's taxonomy places the organism in Eukaryota, Viridiplantae, Streptophyta, Magnoliopsida, Brassicales, Brassicaceae.
AUGAAGCUUAAGAGUGGUGUAUGUUUAAAAUCCGCGACGCUCGUGAUCGUAAGGCCGGGUGAGGGAUAUUCUGACGUUGGAGAUGAUGAGUUGGCGACGGAGGCAUUCACCGGAAAUUGUAUGUACGGUGAAGCGGUCGCGCUGUUAAAGUGUAAGAAGAAUGCUUUAGCACAUACCCAUUAG